CCAUUUAUAUCCGGCCUUAUGGAAAUUUAUCUCCUUCGGCUUCAUGUGGACGACACCGUCACUAAAUAACAGACAAAUUACCAAAAUAUGGUGAAUUGAUAUCAAGAUGGAGCAGAAAUCAGAAUACCUGUCCAUAAAUCUUUGUGUGCCCUUUCCAUCCAAAGAGGAGGCCACUAUUGCCUAUGGGUCUCUAAGUGUGGAUAAGGAGCCUAAAAGGGGAGGUGGAAAAAAGUCCAUGGUAGUCAAGGAUAACCAACUCCAUGUUCAUUUUGAAGCAAAAGAAGCAAGACUGUUACGUGUCAGUGUGAAUUCCUUUUUCGAAUACCUGAAUUUAGUGGUACAGACUAUGGAUCAAUUUGGACCCCCUUUGCCAGCCACUACAUAGUAGAUCAGGAUGACCGGAGGUCCGGUAUCUGUGUCACAUUUGACGACACAUCUUGGCAGCAGCGAGAAAUCUCAGCGAAAAUGAUUCAUAUUAGACAUUUCAUAAUUGUUCACGAGUGUUUGUUAUUUCAUGACCAUGGGAAAAUUGGGUGUGGACAUAGACUCAACCUGUCAGUCAUGCAGCAAUUGAAGAGACUAUUGGAUGUGUCCUUUGCUUACAAACUCAAAUAGCAUAUUUCUGCAGGACAGAAAUAUUGUGGAGUGUUUUAAGGUUAAUUAUAUUGAAAGGUGUUUCAAUUGUUCUUUUUAAUGCUCAAAGUACCAUCGAAACAACAUUUUGCAGGGGUGGAAUUAACCGCUAGCUCGUGGCAGGUGGUUUUCUGGGCGGACCUGUAGGUUUUUCAACAAGCUUUCCCGCAGGGCCAGUAGCUAUUUUGGAAAGGAUUUGGGGCAUUUAUGGGUUCUUUUCGGUCUCAUAAAAAUUAAAAAAUAUAACCUUGAAUUGAUUUAUCAACUUCUGUUAUAAACAUCAUAUAUUGGUUAAUUGGGGCUAUCUUUCUUGGUGCAGAAUAUUUUCAAAGUGCAUGCGUUAAUACCCUACCAUAGCAACAAAAUUGUGUUGCUAUGCAGAAAUAGCCAAAGUAUGAUGUUUUGGGACAGUUAGCAUGCAGAAAGGAAAACCUCUGUAAGUGACAAACAAGAAUUCCUUUCUAUAAAUGAACACUGGUAUGACAAUGUUCAAGCAUGUCAGAUAUUUAUUUGUU
Mizuhopecten yessoensis (Yesso scallop) is the source of this 1148-nucleotide messenger RNA. RefSeq names its product EKC/KEOPS complex subunit LAGE3-like. The record is from RefSeq and is a predicted model, not a curated record. Bases 107 to 385 code for a protein of 92 amino acids. The transcript has 3 exons. NCBI's taxonomy places the organism in Eukaryota, Metazoa, Mollusca, Bivalvia, Pectinida, Pectinidae. Gene Ontology annotation, cellular component: EKC/KEOPS complex.